This is a messenger RNA of Staurois parvus, 1107 nucleotides long. Lineage: Eukaryota; Metazoa; Chordata; Amphibia; Anura; Ranidae. The record is from the annotation of a GenBank genome assembly.
AUGGAAGAGCUUGUCCAUGAUCUUGUGUCAGCACUGGAAGAAAGCUCCGAGCAGGCCAGAGGAUGUUUUGCAGACACCGGGGAUCACUCCCGCAGCAUCUCAUGUCUCCUGAAACGCCAAGCGCGCAAGCGGAGAGGAAGGAAAAGGCGCUCUGACAAUACCCAUCACCCAUGGGAGCCUGGGCACUGUCUUAGUGAUGGCUCCGACUCCAGUUUAGAAGAACAGAACAAGGACUAUCGAGAAUGUGUUAGCAAUAACAAAAAAGACAGCGACUCCGACGAUCAACUCUUACAAGCAAAAAGAAGACCAUCCUCAAACAUCAAUACUAUACGUAAUAAAAGGCCUUUGUGGCAUGAGUCUGACUUAGUUGCCGACACUAUGGGGAGCAGAACCUUGAGAAGGAGACGGAAAGUGAAACGGAUGGCCAUUGACCCUCCGGCAGAUGUCUCUAGUGCUAUGACUUUGUCUCAAAGUCGUGAUCAGCCAAUAGACAAUGACAGCAAACAUUAUCAGCACCUGGACAUAAUGAAGAGCAAAGUGAAAAAAAGGAAGAUAGCACCACCAAAACAUGGGCAUGAAGUUCUCGAUGAGGGAGUUGUGGUAGAAGGAGAAGACAUGGUGCUUGGAAACAAAGACAAGAUGGAAUAUGAAGAACAGAAGGGGUCGGAUGAGAAUAUGAGUGACAGCGAAUCCAGCAGUAUUAGCAGCAGCGAUGCCGGCUUGUUUACGAACGACGAGGGACGCCAAGGUGAUGAUGAACAGAGUGAUUGGUUCUAUGAAGGUGAGUCGGGAGGAGCCUGCGGCAUCACUGGCGUUAUACCUUGGUGGGAGCAGGACUCCACAGAGCUAGACAGGGAGCUCCCUGACCCAGUAUUUGAGAGUAUCCUGACCGGCUCCUUCCCUCUCAUGUCACCAUCUGCACAGAGAGGUUUCCAGGCCAGAUUAAGUCACCUACAUGCAAUGCAAGCGAGAAACCUUCGGAAGUCCUCAAUAAACCCAAGCCCUCUGGUAUGUGUGUUUUCAGCCUUUUUUCUUUAUUGUUCUGCCAUGUUUCACUCUCUGAUGUGUUUGGGAUGUCCAUCUGAUCUGUUGAUGCCGAUAUUUUGA